AUGGAAAAUUUGAAAAUAACAGAAGAAUAUAAAUUAUUUAAAGAAUCGAAAUCCAUUCACAAGUUAAAAAUAGAGAAAUUUAUUUCAGUGAUUCGCCUUAUAGAAUCGAAAAAUAAGGUAUGGUUAUCAAUAUCUUUACAGCUAUCUGAGCGAUCCGAGUCAAAUAUUGAAUGUUCAAUAUAUAUUUUGGAUAAUGGAAAUGAAAAACGGUUUAUUCACAAAUUUAACAAAGUCUUGAAAAAGUCUGAAGAAUAUUGCAUUCCAAAAUUCCUCGAAAUAAUUGAAUUAUUAGAAAACAAAGAGAAAUUUCUACCUAACAAUGACUUAACAAUCGGCAUUGAGCUUACCGAAUUUUUUGAGACGGUAAGAAAAAUUACGAUUCCAAGAAAAACUCAAAGGAAUCAAAUAAUUAGUGACUUAAAAGAUAUUUUUGAAAGUAAAGUAGGUAGUGAUGUAGUUCUCCUUGUUGGUGACAAAAAAAUUCUUGCGCACAAGGUAAUUUUGAUGAUUCGUAGUCCAGUGUUUGCAGCAAUGUUUUCCCAUCAGCUCAAAGAAAACAAAGAGAACGAAAUAACUAUUCCUGACAUGGAUCCAGAAGUUUGUGAAAAAUUGUUGGAAUAUAUUUAUACUGAGAAUGUAACUGGUCUUGAUGAAAUUGCUGAAUUUUUAUAUGAAGAAGCCGACAAGUAUCAGCUUCCAGCUCUCAAGGAGCUGUGUGAAGAGUCAUUUUGUAGAGGUGUGACAGUCGAAAAUGCUGUUAAAUAUCUUGUUCUGUUGGACCGCCAUCACGAUGAUGAGAAAUUUUUCGACUAUGUUUUAAAAUUCAUCGCUCUUAAUUCCAAAAAAAUUGUCACAACUGCUGACUAUAAAGAGUUGGAAAAAACAAAUCCUGGGUUGUUAUUAACUAUAGUAACAAUGAUUUGCAGUAUGAAAUCAACGUUUUUGGUAAUUAAUAUCGCAGCCCUCAGUGUACGAGCUAAAAAUUUGGAGCAUCUUUAUAUAUUUCCUUGA
This is a messenger RNA of Cotesia congregata, 1011 nucleotides long. Lineage: Eukaryota; Metazoa; Arthropoda; Insecta; Hymenoptera; Braconidae. The record is from the annotation of a GenBank genome assembly.